Molecule: messenger RNA, 2124 nt
Organism: Aphanomyces astaci
Lineage: Eukaryota; Oomycota; Saprolegniomycetes; Saprolegniales; Verrucalvaceae
Exons: 1
Coding region: 31-2082 (683 amino acids)
Biological process (GO): transmembrane transport
Cellular component (GO): membrane
Molecular function (GO): secondary active sulfate transmembrane transporter activity
Source: RefSeq, a predicted model, not a curated record
CGUUGGUUGGAUAUUCACACGUGAUGUAGGAUGCCAAUACCAUUGAGGCUUGAAACCUCCAACGCAAUGACGACGUCGACGAACACAGCGCCAGACGAACGCGCGACGCUGCUGUACAAGCCACAUGAUGACCCCAAAAUCAAGUGGGCACAACCGUGGCUGGCGCACCUGAACUGGAUUCCUCACUACAAUCUUCGCCGUGACCUGAAGCUCGACCUCAUUGCCGGGGUCACCGUGGCCAUGAUGAUCGUGCCGCAAGAGAUCUCUCUCGCCAACAUCAUGCAUGUCCCUCCGCAGUACGGCUUGUACACUGCCGCCUUGACGCCGGUACUGUACGCGCUCUUUGGCUCGUCCCGCGUGCUCUCGGUGGCCAACGGGGCCGAAGUCAGUCUCAUGGUCGGCGCGGCGCUGCAAAACAUCAAGACGGACCAAGAACGGGUGGCCGUGGGGAUCUUUUUGUCGUUUUACAUUGGUCUGAUCAACUUGACGCUGGGGUGUCUGCAGCUGGGCGUGAUUGCCGACUUCUUCUCGCGGCCAGUCAUGGGCGGGUUCCUCUCUGGAGGCGGCGUGCUCAUCAUGAUCUCCCAGCUCGGGUCGUGGUUCCAGCUGACCCUGCCGUCGACAUCGUAUCCACUUGAAACGGUGGUGAACCUGUGUCGCCAGAUCCGCGACUGCAACACCAACUCGGUGGUCGUGGGGGCCGUCUCGAUCGUUGUGCUUUCAGUGAUGAAGUACGCCAAGCAGCAUUGGAUCCCAGCCCCCAAAGUCUCGCACUUGUUCGAGUCCACGAGAAAUAUCAAGUGCACACGAGCCGGGGAAUCGUUAGUCUCUCUCACCGAAGAGCCAGAUGCCCCUGCCCAAUUGCCAGCGUGGGGUUUUUCCCUGAAUGACGACGACUUUGUAUCGUUGGACGAACAAGCCCCCGCUAAACCACCGAUCUGCUCGAACAAACGACGCAAUGUGCUCUUGUUUCUCCUCCGAACGUGCUGCGACUUGGGGCCGUUGGUCGUGUGUUUGAUUGGAAUUGUCGUGGGCCAAUUUCUAGGGGAAUCAGAGGUCAAAGUCAUCGGCCAUGUCCCUCGGGGCGUACCUGCGCCAGUGUUGCCGUGGUAUGGCUACGCCACUGGCAUCAUCCAGUCCGUGGACUUUACCACGUUGACCGUGCACGCUUUGUCCAUGGCAUUGAUUGUAUACAUGACAAGUAUCGCCAUGACCAAGCGGUUGGCCCUUCGAGUUCACUCGGACGUCAAUUCUAGCCAAGAGUUGAUUGGGCUCGGUAUGGCCAGUGCAUUGGGUGCGUUCUUUCAAGUAAUGCCGCCCACGGGAGGUAUGUCCCGCACGGCUGUCAACAUGCAAGUGGCUCGCACGCAGCUGGCGUCGACAGUGACUUCUCUUUUGGUCGUUUUGAUGCUCAUGGUGGGCAUGGAUGCGUUGUACUUUUUGCCCAAAGCGAGCUUGGCCGCCGUGAUCAUCGUUGCGGGGUUCUACCUCGUUGAAAUUCACGAAGCCACGUGGCUGUUCCACUCGAAACGAGACGAAUUCUUCGUCUGGCUGGCGUCCUUUGCGGCCACCAUUGGCAUGGGUAUCCUGCCUGGCCUGGGGGUGUCCAUUCUUUGCUCGCUGGUAGCAUUGAUGAUCCAGACAAAGCGACCGCUCGUGUACGCGUUGGGUCGAUCUCGUUCGUCUGGGGCGUAUGUAAACACUCGCGAGAAUGCCGAUGCGAUUGUCGACGCCGACAUCGUGGUCGUUCGGGUGCAAGGGUCGUUGUACUUUGGAAACACCGACUAUGCGAUGCAAAGGAUUCUCUCCCUCCAUCAUGACGUGGCGACUGCCGUGGUUCUAGACGCAACCUACAUCCACGACAUGGAUGCGACGACGUUGGGGGGAUUGGAGAUGCUCCACAUGAAGCUCGCCCAGCGAGGGGUUCACUUUGCAGUGGCGAAUGGUCAACCCCGUUUGGCAAACAUACUCCAAACAAGUGGUGUGUGCGCGAAGCUAUCACUUGCGGACGUAACCAGCUCCGUCGACGCAACCAUGGCUCGGCUGCGGGCUACGGUGGUGGCUGUUGCUGCUGGCGUGUGAUGGUCUUAUCCCUUGUUAAUUAACCAAUAUUUUGCACUGGAG